AUGGUUAUUGAAGUUCAACAUUGGUCCGGUGCUGGAAAUCGUUUUGUUAUAGUUGAUAAUCGGAAAGGAAUAAUUUCCAAUCCGUGGAACGUUAUAUUAGUGAAAAGUUUGUGUCAACGAAAAGAUUUACCAGUUGCUGAAGGUCUUCUUGUGUUACUCGACUUGAAUGAAACCAACUGCAAAUGUUACUAUGAUUUUUACAAUCCUGAUGGCUCGACAGGAGUCAUGUGUGGAAAUGGAGCUCGGUGUGCUGUUCGACAUGCAGUCUCAAGUGGUCAUUUUGAAAGAAAUCUGAUCGAACUAAUAUUGAAUGGUUGCAUGUAUCGCGCAGAGUUAAUUGGGAACGACCGAGUAGCUUUACGAUUACCUGUUUAUAAAGACUUACGUUUGAUUGAAUCGUGGACUUAUGUGAAUGUUGGUAGUCAUCAUGUGAUUGUCGAUGCUCGUGAUAUUGUUCAAUCGAUAGAAGAUUUUCAUAGAUUUGACCUAAUUCGAUUUGCUCAAGAGCAUUUGAAUUUAUAUCGAAUGAAAGUCGGAAUCGAGAAUUUAAAUUUAACUAUCGCCUAUCCGACUGUCGACCAACAAAUCAUUCGAAUACGAACAUACGAAAAUGGUGUGUUCGACGAAACUCAAGCAUGUGGAACUGGUGCCGUCAGCACAGCGAUUGCUUUUUGGACAAGAAACAUCAUUCGACAAGUGAAAAUCCAACUCAUUCCAACAAGUCAACGGAUAUUAACCGUACAUCUAGAUAUUAACACCGAAGAAAAAGAAACCAUUCAAGGCAUAACUCUCGAAGGUGACGCACGACAAGAUACGACAUCAAGUCAGUUUGACAUCGAUUCUAUGCGAUACGUAUAA
Molecule: messenger RNA, 858 nt
Organism: Adineta ricciae
Lineage: Eukaryota; Metazoa; Rotifera; Eurotatoria; Adinetida; Adinetidae
Source: the annotation of a GenBank genome assembly